This is a messenger RNA of Thermochaetoides thermophila DSM 1495, 1113 nucleotides long. RefSeq lists its product as uncharacterized. The coding region runs from base 1 to 1113 and encodes 370 amino acids. The record is from RefSeq and is a predicted model, not a curated record. Lineage: Eukaryota; Fungi; Ascomycota; Sordariomycetes; Sordariales; Chaetomiaceae. The transcript is spliced from 4 exons.
AUGAGGCUUCCGCCGCCCGAGGUGAUGGCCACAUGGCCAAAGCCUAACUAUGUCAAUCCCGAGACUCGCGGAUCUACUCUCAUUGUUGUCGAGAUUUUGACUCUGUUCCUUGCCGUGACAUGCGUCGCCCUGCGUCUCUACGUCCGCAUCGUAAUGAUGCGCAAGACUGACUGGGAUGACUGGCUCAUGGUCGGUGCUUCUAUCUUUGGCGCCGGAAUUACUGCAUGUGUGAUUUUAGCAGUCACCCGCUACGGUUGGAACAUACAUGUCUGGGAUCUGACGCCGAUGAAGAUGGUCUCAGGAAGGCAAGUCUCGCUAGCAGCUCAGGCCAUCUUUGUUGGCGCGACAUGUCUCGCAAAGACUUCCAUCCUGCUCAGUUAUCUGCGGCUAGCACCGGCGAAGUCGCUGUUUCGGCGGCUGACCAUUGCCACGAUCUGGUUCGUUAUCCUGAACAACAUAGCCUUUUUCGUCGUCCUCUUUACUCAGUGCAUUCCCCUUUCAAGCUACUGGAACCUGGGGCCAAACCACGCCGAUGAUUGCCUGAGCGAAGGGUCCGCUCUCAUCGCUCACGCAUCCUUCACAGUCGCUUCAGACCUCCUAGUUUGGGUCCUGCCACUGCCAGCCCUCUACCAAGCCAAGCUGCCCUUCUCCCAGCGCAUCGCGCUCAUUGUCCUCUUCAGCUUCGGCCUGGUUGUCGUCGUGGCAGCCUGCUUGCGCACCUACUGGAUCCAUCACGUCGUCAACGAGACAUAUGACGUGACUUGGGAGGGCUUCCAGCUGUGGAUGUGGACCGCCAUCGAGGUGCACCUGGGUAUCAUCUGCGGUUGUGUACCCUGGCUCAAGUCGCUCUUCCGGUUCUGGCGGGCGAAGAAGACCGGCACUAGCGUGUCUGCGAUGUCGGGCGCGAUGUCAGGGGCCAGCGCUGGAGGUACGGGACGGCGGACGAGGUCUAAGUCGGACAUUCGUCCCGUUGGUAGUGCUACGGUUUGUGUGGAGGGAGCUGUGUUUAAGAUGGAUACUUUGGGAAAGCCGCCAGUGAAUAAGGAGGCCUAUUUGGAUCUGGAAAGCUGUGCCGCAUCGCACACGACGAGGGAUGAGAGCAAUCCGGGUUAA